Molecule: messenger RNA, 733 nt
Organism: Suillus paluster
Lineage: Eukaryota; Fungi; Basidiomycota; Agaricomycetes; Boletales; Suillaceae
Exons: 2
Coding region: 135-698 (187 amino acids)
Molecular function (GO): protein binding
Source: RefSeq, a predicted model, not a curated record
UAUUAUGGCACGGCUAUGUGACACACGCAUCAAGGACGUUCUAAAUUGAGCGCCAAGACACAACUAGUUAAGCACGCUUUCGUCUCGUUAUUACAAAGGCUCUUUCCCCAGCACUGUCAUAUUUCUUUGUCGGCAUGAGUCACCCCCGCAAUAUUAAUAGUCUUCCAGCGGAACUGCUCCUAAGCAUCUUCCGACUCACAGGAACCCACGGUAGUCCGCACGGACUCCCCGGAAUUGUCACAGCGUCGCAUGUUUGCAAGUGCUGGCGAUACCUCAUCCUCCAAACCCAGUCUCUCUGGACUGUGCUCUCAAUUUCUAACAGGGAGAAACAUUACGCCGACCACGCCCGUGUCUGGCUGACGCGAAGUGGCGUAUUACCAGUUGACAUAACUGUCCACUGGGACUCGGCAUUAGUGGAACGCAAAGCUGAAGAUGCUCUCUUUCCCAUUGAUGACGCCGCUCCAUGGGCUGAUGAAAGCUCACAAUACGUUAGACGCUCGUACAUGGAAUAUGAGCGAUUCCGUGAACUCGAGCGUCGGUCACUCAUGCGUGAGCUUGAACGUCACAAACACCGUUGGCGCUCCUUCAAAUGGAAUGUAACUUCGGGCGGCCUGUUCGAGGAAAGCGCAGAUGUAGACGUGGUAAGUGUGGCAUGUCUUGCGUCUAUACAUAGAUCGCGCAUGUUCUUAUUGCACUGAACAAGUAGACGACGUUGGAAGCCCCUGAUCACCUU